Cercospora beticola is the source of this 1959-nucleotide messenger RNA. RefSeq lists its product as uncharacterized. NCBI's taxonomy places the organism in Eukaryota, Fungi, Ascomycota, Dothideomycetes, Mycosphaerellales, Mycosphaerellaceae. The record is from RefSeq and is a predicted model, not a curated record.
ACGCUAGUAUAACAGAAGGCGUUCACGAUGCUGCAAGUGUCAAACCACGCCACAGAAUUCUUCCGGAUCGAACCAGAAGGAGUAGUUCCAGGACUUCCACCCGCGUCGCCUGCAGGCGCAUGAGCAAAAGCGACACGCCACACCAUUUGAUCGAACUGAAGUAUGGUACAGUGCAAGAUCAAUCAGGCCGACCGUUGAGAAGAGGAGUCCAGAUCAGACCUCCGUUGGGUUGAACAAUGUCUCCUGGAAUUCAUCUCUGACAUAAAGCAGAGCUGUUCGCAUCUACUGUGGUGUGCCACGUCAGCUUUCAACUCGCAAUCAUGUACGCCAUUACUGAGGCCAGCACGCUCAUUCUUACCUUGGUCUUGACCGUCUUGGCCACCCUUGCCCUAGGCCUUCGCUUGUCUCAAGGGAACACCGGAGAUACCUUCAAGUACCGAUGGCAUAUCGAUGACUACCUAUGUGUUGCAGCCAUGAUUCUGCUCUACGGUAGCUCUGCCAUAAUCUGUUGGGGAGCAUCUGAGGGCGCCGUUGGUUCCCACUCAAGCCCGGAGGACGUCGAGAACUGGUACACGACGGCCGGACCUGCUUGGAUCGUGCUGGCCAAGACAUUCUGGGUCGUGUUCUUCCUGCAACCAUUGCAGCUUGGGCUGAUCCGACUUGCAAUCUUGUUCCUCUAUCGUCGCUUCUUCGGAUCGUACAAGGCCUUCAAUGUGGCUAACUGGACCUUGAUUGCCAUCGUCGCUGGCUGGACAGUAGCAUUCUUCUUUGGCCUGCUGUUCGAUUGCGGAACAAGUUUCAGUUCCAACUGGGGAUCACUGGGCGAGAUCGCUGAGAAGUGUCCCUUUGGUUUCCUGCCCACGGUCAUAUACACCAUCCUCGAUGCCUGCCUGGAUCUGUUUGUCCUUUUACUGCCCAUUCCAUGGAUCUUCCAGCUCAACCUGUCCUUUUCUAACAAGAUAUCAAUCACAUGCUGCUUCAUGCUGGGAUCUAUCGCAACAGCGGCUGCAUUCGUGCGAAUGGCAGUCUUCAUUCAGACUGGUAUUCCCUCAGAAGCCAUGAAUCGUACAACGGUGAUGGGCCUUCCGACCUACGAUGUCUUGGGAAUCGUAUCCGCUGAGGUCUUUUGGACCAUGAUUGAAUGUACAGUGGCUCUAAUUGCUGUUUGCCUACCGGCGAUUCGAAAGGCGGUCGCGGGGAGCACGUUCGGAAGGGCGUUGGGUCUGGCGACUCUGUCGAGAGUACUCCGAAGCAUGGGCUCGUCGAAGGGUACGAGGAAGAAUGACUCUGAAGUAUCUAACGGCAACUACAGACCUUCGUCAGAGUGCGGAAAGAUCGAUUUUGUCCACGUGGUCGAGACUGAGAAGAGUGUCGUAUGAUGAGCUGGCAAAUCAUAGUGUCAGUCUAUGAGAGAGAGGGACUGGCUGCUUACGGUCUUUGGGCCGCAUGGCUUGAGCAAUUUCAUUUCCCAACUCGGUUGGAAUAGAGUUACAGUUGCCAUAUUAUUCUGUUUGCGGUCCAAGUCGGCGACGGCAACGCUCGUAUACAUGUAUCAUUGACGAUGCCCCAUCGCACUUCAUCGCGGUCUCAUAUCUGUGCUCGCUGGAAUUUCUUAUUCCUCGUUCGCUCUCCAGGUGCUCAUCUACCCUGUGCGCGCUGCUCCACAGAGGACAUGCAUCGUCAUUCGGAUCUCUUGCUCACAUCUUGAAGCCGACGCAUAUCGACUCUCGUUGCCGAUGAAACAUUUCGUGCUCUUUCCUCUGCCAUUCUCCGAAGCUCUUUCUUUCCUUUGCUGACAUACGGGUUACAGUAUUUCUUCGAUCAAUGAUGGGGCCAACGCCGAUGGAGGGCUAACCAUUCAGAAAGCAUCUGCGGAGUAGAUCGGACAGUUGUAGUGAGGAUAUUCCAUGACCAGGGAAUGGAAGAUAUGAGAGGAGAUAUCCGCCAGAUAGGGAGUAG